Messenger RNA from Symbiodinium pilosum, 339 nucleotides. The record is from the annotation of a GenBank genome assembly. NCBI's taxonomy places the organism in Eukaryota, Dinophyceae, Suessiales, Symbiodiniaceae.
AUGAGCCUGGGCACCCUGAGGGACCAGCUGCUGUAUCCCAACCAACAGGUCAGCAUUGAAGAUGACGCCCUUCGCGACAUCCUGGUGCGCGUGGGCCUACAGAGCGUACUGAAACGCACGGGCGGAAACCUCGACUGGACGGAUCGCUGGGACGAGCAGCUGAGCAUCGGUGAACAGCAGCGGCUCAGCGUCGCGAGGGUCCUUGUGCAGAAGCCCAAAUACGUGUUGGCAGACGAGGUGACGUCCGCGAAUGACCCGGCCCACGAGGAGAUCGUUUACCAGUGCAUCGUUUCGACCUGCCAGGCUUUCGUUUCGGUGGGCCAUCGUAAAAGCCUCGAG